Molecule: messenger RNA, 4926 nt
Organism: Elephantulus edwardii (Cape elephant shrew)
Lineage: Eukaryota; Metazoa; Chordata; Mammalia; Macroscelidea; Macroscelididae
Gene: CNTN4
Product: contactin 4
Exons: 22
Coding region: 108-3188 (1026 amino acids)
Biological process (GO): brain development; cell-cell adhesion
Molecular function (GO): cell-cell adhesion mediator activity
Source: RefSeq, a predicted model, not a curated record
AUGUCUCUUCUUUCCUACAGGUUAAAGGUUGUACAAAACCGAAAAGAAGCAUCAAUUCUAUUCACUUGUUAUUGGACUUGAAUCUCCUUUGACCUUGGAAACCGAAGAUGCGGUUGCCAUGGGAACUGCUGGUACUGCAGUCGUUCAUGUUGUGCCUGGCAGAUGACCAUACAAUGCAUGGCCCUGUUUUUGUUCAAGAGCCAAGUCAUGUAAUGUUCCCACUGGAUUCUGAGGAGAAAAAAGUGAAGCUCAGCUGUGAAGUUAGAGGAGACCCAAAACCACACAUCAGGUGGAAGUUAAACGGAACAGAUGUUGACAUUGGUAUGGAUUUCCGCUACAGUGUUGUUGAAGGCAGCUUGUUGAUCAAUAACCCCAAUAAAACCCAAGAUGCUGGAACGUACCAGUGCAGAGCGACCAACUCCUUCGGAACCAUUGUGAGCAGGGAAGCCGAGCUUCGGUUUGCUUACCUAGAGAACUUUAAAACAAGAACUCGAAGCACCGUGUCCGUCCGUCAGGGCCAGGGAAUGGUGCUCCUGUGCGGCCCCCCACCCCACGCUGGAGAGCUGAGCUAUGCCUGGAUCUUCAACGAGUACCCUUGCUAUCAGGACAAGCGACGCUUCAUUUCUCAAGAGACUGGGAAUCUGUAUAUAGCCAAAGUAGAAAGAUCAGAUGUAGGCAAUUACACCUGUGUGGUUACCAAUACCGUAACCAAUCACAAGGUUCUGGGACCACCCACACCAUUGAUAUUGAGAAAUGAUGGGGUGAUGGGCGAAUAUGAGCCGAAAAUAGAAGUGCAGUUCCCUGAGACGGUGCCCACUGCCAGAGGAUCCACGGCGAAGCUGGAAUGUUUUGCCCUGGGGAAUCCAGUACCAACCAUUUAUUGGAGAAGAGCUGAUGGAAAGCCCAUCGCAACGAAAGCGAGAAGACACAAGUCAAACGCCACUCUGGAGAUCCCCAAUUUCCAGCAGGAGGAUGCUGGGGUCUAUGAGUGUGUGGCCGAGAACUCAAGAGGGAAAAAUGUAGCAAAGGGACAGCUGACAUUUUAUGCUCAACCAAAUUGGGUUCAAAAAAUAAAUGAUAUCCACGUGGCCAUUGAAGAAAACGUCUCCUGGGAAUGCAGAGCAAAUGGAAAACCCAAGCCUACGUACAGAUGGCUGAAAAAUGGGGAACCUCUGUUAACGCGGGAUAGAAUUCAAAUUGACCAAGGAACCCUGCACAUUCCCGUUGUGGGCCUCUCGGACGUCGGCAUGUAUCAGUGCGUGGCGGAGAACAGACAUGGAGCGAUCUACUCCAGUGCAGAGCUUAACGUUGUGGCUGUAGGUCCAGAUUUUUCAAGAACCUUCUUGAAAAGAGUAACACUUGUCAAAGUGGGAGGUGAAGUUGUCAUUGAGUGUAAACCGAAAGCUUCUCCCAAGCCCGUCUAUGCCUGGAAGAAGGGAAAAGGCACAGUAAGAGAAAACGAAAGAAUUCUCAUUUCUGAAGAUGGAAGCCUCAGAAUCCUCAACGUAACCAAGGCAGAUGCCGGGAGUUACACCUGCAUAGCCAGCAACCAUUUCGGAACUGCCAGUAGUACUGGGAACUUGGUGGUGAAAGAUCCAACUAGGGUAAUGGUACCCCCUUCCAGUAUGGAUGUCACUGUUGGAGAGAGUAUUGUUCUUCCCUGCCAGGUGACACAUGAUAACUCACUGGACAUCGUGUUCACCUGGACAUUUAAUGGACAUCUGAUAGACUUCGACAAAGAUGGUGACCAUUUUGAAAGAGUUGGAGGGCAGGAUUCAGCUGGUGACUUGAUGAUUCGAAACAUCCAGCUAAAGCAUGCUGGGAAAUAUGUGUGCCUGGUCCAGACAAGUGUGGACGAGCUCACGGCUGCUGCAGACCUGAUUGUGAGAGGUCCCCCGGGUCCCCCAGAGGCUGUGACCAUUGAUGAGAUCACAGACACAACAGCUCAGCUCUCCUGGCGCCCGGGGCCCGACAACCACAGCCCCAUCACCAUGUACGUCAUUCAGGCCAGGACUCCGUUCUCCGUGGGCUGGCAGGCAGUCAGCACAGUCCCUGAGCUCAUCGAUGGGAAGACCUUCACAGCCACCGUGGUGGGCCUGAACCCCUGGGUGGAAUACGAGUUCCGCACAGUUGCAGCCAAUGUGAUUGGGAUCGGGGAGCCCAGCAGACCCUCCGAGAAGCACAGGACCGAAGAGGCUCUCCCCGAAGUCACCCCAGCCAACGUCAGCGGAGGUGGUGGCAGCAAGUCUGAACUGGUCAUCACCUGGGAGACGGUCCCUGAGGAGCUGCAGAACGGGGGAGGUUUUGGUUAUGUGGUGGCCUUCCGGCCGUACGGGAAGAAGAGCUGGAUGAAGACAGUGAUGGCCUCGGCUGACGCCUCCAGAUACGUGUUCCGGAACGAGAGUCUGGCCCCCUUCUCUCCCUUCGAGGUCAAGGUGGGGGUCUUCAACAACAAAGGAGAAGGGCUGUUCAGUCCCAUCACGACUGUGUACUCCGCCGAGGAAGAACCCACCAAACCACCGCCCAGCAUCUUUGCCAGAAGCCUUUCGGCGACAGACAUAGAGGUUUUCUGGGCGUCACCAGUGGAGAAGAACAUAGGGCGGAUACAGGGCUAUGAGGUUAAAUACUGGAGACAUGAUGAUAAGGAAGAGAAUGCUAGAAAAAUCCGAACAGUUGGAAAUCACACCUCAACAAAAAUCACCAACUUAAAAGGCAGCGUGCUGUACCAUUUAGCCGUCAAAGCAUACAAUUCGGCAGGGACAGGGCCCUCCAGUGCAACCGUCAACGUGACCACCAGGAAGCCGCCACCAAGUCAACCCCCCGGAAACAUCAUAUGGAAUUCAUCCGACUCCAAAAUUAUCCUGAAUUGGGAUCAAGUGAAAGCCUUGGACAAUGAGUCAGAAGUAAAAGGAUACAAAGUCUUCUACAGAUGGAGCCGACAAAGCAGCGCAUCUGUCAUUGAAACAAAUAAGACAUCAGUGGAGCUCUCCCUGCCUUUCGAUGAAGAUUACAUCAUAGAAAUCAAGCCAUUCAGCGACGGAGGAGACGGCAGCAGCAGUGAACAGAUCCGAAUUCCAAAGAUAUCAAAUGCCUACGCCCGAGGUUCGGGGGCUUCCACUUCCAACGCGUGCACACUGUCAGCCAUCAGCACCAUAAUGCUCUCUCUCACGGCGAGGUCCAGCUUAUGACAAAAGUUAUCUGAAGGACUUGCUGUUUAUAAUAUAAGCAACAUUUAGCUAGUUGUUUUGAAGACACCCAGUACUAAGUAAUAUUGUUGUUAAAGUACAUCUUAUUACUGGAAAAAAAAAUGGUUUUUGCUUCUUUAGGAAUGGCAUUCUCCAGAACUUCCUCAGAGCAAAUCUAGCUUUGUCUGAAGUUUCUUUGGAAACUCUGCAGUGCACUGAAAACAUCUGUAAUAUGAUGUUACCAAAGCAGUUUACAUAUGUCCUUAUAUGCAUAUUUUUUAUUAUAUAUUUAGUGUUUUAUAGAAUUUUUUAAAGUUAACAUAUAAUGUAGAUAUUAAUUUUUUUCCUCUGCUGUAAAGUGCUAUGGGCAACACGAUCAUACAAGUUUUAUUUGAAAAGAUUUCCUUUCAAGACAGAAUUUGAAGCUUAUCUUGGUUAAUAAAUUACAAAAUUAGGUGUACAGUUUGCCACGGCUCCAGCAGCAAACAGCUAAGGACUUGGGCUGUAACCCGGGGCUGCUGGAUUGGACGCUCCUUGGAUGGUCAAAGCAUUGACUUAAGUCUUGUCGAUAUGUGAUGUUUCUUUCUUCACUCCAUUGUGAAUUCCAUUGUUCAGCCCAAUUUGAGAUGGUUUCGGAAAUUGCCGUACUCUCACAAUCUCCACAUACUGCCCAAGAGGUACCUCGUGCAAUACUCCCCUCCCUGAACUUAGCAUCGUGGAGUAGGCUGUUCUUUUCCUUCAGGUGAGCUGACGUUGUCUUUGUAGCAUUAUCUCAAAUGUUCAGUUUGAAGUUACGUAUACCCUGUAGUAACAUAGGCCAAAAGUUACAAUAGUCAGCCAAGUCUUUCAAAGGCUAAAAGAUCAUGUUACUAUCUUAAAAUGUAUGUUUGCCAUGUACAUUUUAAAAGGAAAAGUAAUUCUCUGUUGAUGGAUUCGUAGUUUCUUUACAGACUUUCUUAUAUAUAAUGUGUAUAUCUCUUUAUUAAUAGAGCCCGUCUUUUGAAACAAAAUCACGUAUCGAGUUUGACAGAUUUCUCCUAUUUCAGCAAAUAGUUGCAGCAAUGAAUUUUUUCAUAUGACUCUAUAAAAGAUCUUUAGUACAAUUGUAUGGUAUCUUGACAAUUCUCCUGUUUUUGCAAUAGGUAGUCUAGCGGCUUUAUAAGCUCUACCUUCUGUGUCUUAACAAAUCACACACUGGAAAAUGACUAUAUCAACAAAAUCAUAUUCUUGUGAAGAGAACUAUUUGUUACGAUGGGGGAGGUUUUGUAAGCUGACACUGGUGGAAUAGUGAAUAUAUAAGGCUAUGAAAUUUUCUAUAAAAAAUUUUCACAUGUAAACAUGCUGCCACCUUUUAUUCUUUCUCCAGGAGCUCAAAUUUUCCUCUGAUUUGUCACUUUUGCUUACCAAUAAUAGAAGUAAACUUUCAACUUUCUAGCUAUAUUUAUUCGAUAAAUUCAUAAUCAGGAUUCCACUUGUGUGAAAAUUAGGAUGUUAGCCAGAAGAAAAAUUGUCAGUAUUUCAAGGUGUGUUCCUUUCUUAGUUUGGUAUGGUUAUUUCUAUGUUAAAAUAAAAUUUAAAACCACACUUUAAAAAAAAUCAACAAAAUGAUAAAAUGAAUGAAAAAAAUGCCACCCCAGGUCGUCCCCCUUCCCGGUGUAAAUGCCACUCCUGGGCCAGUGCUCUCCCAGCUGUAAUCCUUUUUUAAAGGUCUUGUUAAUAAAUAUUCUGUCAUUUGUAAAGA